Prionailurus viverrinus (fishing cat) is the source of this 369-nucleotide messenger RNA. Its product is annotated as glutaredoxin-1-like. The transcript has a single exon. The record is from RefSeq and is a predicted model, not a curated record. The coding region runs from base 1 to 369 and encodes 122 amino acids. NCBI's taxonomy places the organism in Eukaryota, Metazoa, Chordata, Mammalia, Carnivora, Felidae.
AUGCCUAAAAUGGAAGAUUCCUCCCUAGGAGGCAGCUGCCUGUCAGCAUGGGCUCAAGAAUUUGUGAACAGCAAAAUCCAACCUGGAAACGUGGUUGUGUUCAUUAAGCCCACCUGCUCCUACCGCAGAAGGAUCCAAGAGCUCCUCAGUCAAUUGUCUUCACAGAAGGGUUUUUGGAAUUUGUUGAUAAUCACAGCCACUAGUUACACAAUCAAGAUUCAAAAUUAUUUGAAACAGCUCACAAGAGCCAGAAAGGUACCUUGGGUCUUUAUUGGUAAAGAUUGUAUAAGUGGAUGCACUUAUCUGACAGAAAUGCAUCACAGUGGGGAACUGUUGAAGCAGCUAAAGCAAAUUAGAGGUCUACAGUAA